Phalaenopsis equestris is the source of this 1034-nucleotide messenger RNA. RefSeq names its product trafficking protein particle complex II-specific subunit 130 homolog. Gene Ontology annotation, biological process: intra-Golgi vesicle-mediated transport; early endosome to Golgi transport. Gene Ontology annotation, cellular component: TRAPPII protein complex. Lineage: Eukaryota; Viridiplantae; Streptophyta; Magnoliopsida; Asparagales; Orchidaceae. The coding region runs from base 1 to 798 and encodes 265 amino acids. The transcript has 5 exons. The record is from RefSeq and is a predicted model, not a curated record.
AUGGGGCAUCCUUUUGGGGAUAAAGUUCUCUGCAUAGUAGUUCCCCGAUCAAUUCCUUUUUUUGGUGGAGUCUUGGGAAUGAAUCGCCUCCUAAGUUUGUCAGAACUAUAUCCCUAUUAUGUGGAUAGCAUUGGCUCAGAUUUCAGUAAACACUUGAGCGAAGAGGCAUGUUGUCAAUUUUGGACUUCUGAGUCUCCAUUUUCACAGUUAACGCUAUACAGUUCUGUUGUAUGGAGAAUCCACUAUGAAACCGAGGCUGUGAAGACGGAUAGCAUCUUGAAUAUUGAAUAUGAAAUCAUGGGUGAUAGAGCCGUCGGUGCCCAUAUACCUGUGAAUAUAAAACCUGACGGCAAAGGUGAGCUAUUGUUUAAGAUCGCGCUCGCCUUACAGCGACCGGUGCUUGAUCCUUGUCUGGCGGUUGGAUUUCUUCCCUUCACUUCUGAUUGCCUGAGAGUUGGACAGCUAGUCCUUAUGAGAUGGAGACUCGAAAGGUUGAAAUAUCCAGAGGAAACUCCAUCAUCUUUGGCCAAAGAUGAGCUAUUCUAUGAAGUAGAUGCUAAUCCAGAGAACUGGAUGAUUGCUGGGAGGAAACGGGGGCAUGUAUCUUUGGCUUUAACACAAGGUUCAAGGGUAGUUAUCACAGUGAGUUGCUUGCCUCUUGUCUCUGGUUAUGUUCAUCCUCCCCAGCUCGGACUUCCUGGUGUCUCUGAAUCCAACAUAAGCUGCAAUCCUGCUGGGCCCCACCUAGUCUGUAUAUUGCCUCCAACUUUGAGUUCUUCCUUCUGUGUUCCAGCUUGAUGUUCUGACCAUUACAGAAUCCUUAAAUCUACUUCGAAUUCCUCUUGUCUGCCGGAUUAGAUCUGGAUUCUUCUGGUUCAGUCUUGUUGCGUUUUGUUUCGUAAAAAGCUGUUAUGAACUGGAGAAAUCUAAGGAAAAUAGAGGAAGCAGAGAACAUUUGAAAUUUUUUUUAUGAAAUUCAAGAAUUUUUGUUUUAGCCCUCCCAAUGUAAAGAUUGAGAAGAUAGAAAGAUUGUU